Messenger RNA from Phalacrocorax carbo (great cormorant), 2447 nucleotides. Lineage: Eukaryota; Metazoa; Chordata; Aves; Suliformes; Phalacrocoracidae. The record is from RefSeq and is a predicted model, not a curated record.
CCCUCGUGAUUUUCUUGCAGCGCUAGACGCCUGUAAAUAGGCAGUAGUAAGCAAUAGGCUCUGUUUGUUGCAGGCUGUUUAGUACUUGGCGUGGUGGGAAGGGCCCCCCUUCAAAAAGAGCUGCAGGUCCCAUGGGUGAGCCAUGAGGGCUGGGAACUGAGCCUGCUCCGUCAUUUCCCCAGGGGAGGAUGCUUCUGCCUUUGCUUGCUCCGGCCUCUCCUAUUCCUAGCUCUGCUGAGUAUAGGGGUGUCCCCCCUGCACCCCAGGGUCUGGCGAGGGCAGGUGUCCUCGUGCCCGCGGCUUUGCAAAGACAAGGUUUAAGCUGGAACUGCUUGGGGUCUCUUGACUGAGCCAGGAGACAGCAAAGCCGGGGGCUCCGCGGGCGCCCUCCAAGCAAGGCUCGGUGCUCGGACCGCUUGCACGGAGGCGAAGCCCUGCCGGGGGGCUGCAGGAUGGGUGGCUUAAGCCGAGCUCCCGGAGGCCGUGCAAGCUGGGCUUUGCUGAGGGCUGCAAGACGGGCGGCUGUGUGGGGCUCUGCAAAGUCCACCCACGGCUGAGGCAGCUCCCAGCGCUGCCCUGACCACAGGCAGCCGUGAGGAAGCCGCAAGGCUCUGUGCACUCUUGGCCCCAGCGGCCGCGGCUGUUCGUUUGCUGUAGGGGCUUUUUUUUAUCUCGCCUUUGACAGAGCCCUUGACAUCCAGGGCUGCACGGGAAAGAGGGGGGCAAGCACAGAAACUCAAGAAAAAAAGAUAGUCCAGCUGGCAAAAUUCCUGCUGUUCCCCAGGGUGGAUGGGCAAGGAAGGAGCUGGGGCACAAAUGAGCAACGAGAUGAUACGAUCACAGGGUCUGCAACCAUCCCUGCCCUCGGCAGGGCAGAGGAUAUUGCAUGAGCAUCUGCAACAUGCGGCCAGAGCAGGGGGUGCGGACAGACACGCAACCAGCCUAGCGUGGUGAGAGAGAAGGGUACGCCCGAGGUGCGGAUGGCGAUGGAGAACCAGGCUGAGCUUGUUCCCGGAGAGCAGGAGGGGCCGUGCUGGGGGCUGUGGGUCUGGGGUGUGGGUGGGCUCCCAUGGUGGGAGCCACGAGCGUCCCCCGGGGCCACAGCCCCUCCUUGCUCACCCCUCUCCGCUUUAGGAUCCCCGAGGUGCCGGGAACAAGCCGUGCCUGCCAAUAGAGUGCUGGAGCUGCUGCCGGAGAAACCCCCCGAGGGAUGGGCAAGGGCCGAAUGGAGAGUGACACUGGGUACAGGACACCAGCUCCGGGUCCUGACGGCUGAGAAGAAUAAAGAUGCCUCACUUCCCAACAGUUCUUUUGCUGGGAGAGCUGCCUUCAAGCAGGACACCCUCUCCCUGCGGAUCAGUCCGGUUAGCACGGCAGACAGCGGGGUCUAUCGGCUGGAUGUUGAGAACGCAGCAAAUUCUGUUAUUGGCUCUGUUUGCUUCCGCGUGUCGGUGUGGGAGCCCGUCCGGCAGCCGCGCCUGGAGGCACGCGUCUCGCACCAGGAGCAGGGCUGGUGCAACGUCUCCCUGGUCUGCACCGUGCCCGGCGCUGGCAACGUCUCCUACAGCUGGUUUUGCCCUGGGGAACCCCUGGGAGCCCUGGAGCAGCAGCCCCGGCUGGACGUGCUCGUCCGUGGGGACGGCGACCCCAAAGUCUGCAGCUGCAACGUGAGCAACCCGGCGAGCUGGAGCACGGCCAGCACCGACCCUGUGGCAGCCUGCCGCCGUCCGGCCUCAGGGCUUCUCACAUUGGUGGUAGUGGCUGUGGCCCUGGUGCUGGCACUGGCCAUCUCCGGCGUUGUCACCUUCUGCUGGUGGAGGAAGCGAGGAAAGGACCCGCAGGGAGAACACGCCGAGCAGUCGCUGACCGUCUACGAGGAGGUGGGCAAAACCCACACCGCCCAACACCCUAAUGCGACCAGUGAGGCCACCGUGGGAGGCAACACCAUCUACGCCGUCAUCUGCCCCAAAACACAGGGAUCCAGCCACCGUCAGGAGCCCCAAAACUGCACCAUCUACACCACGGUUCAGCCCACCAGGAAGUCUCCUUCUCUCAAGAGGAAGAAGCUGGACCGAGCUUUGGUUUCCACUGCCUACGUAGAGACCUCUUCUCCUGGAGCACCCAGAGACCUCCGGCACCCACCAGGACCCCACCAAGCAAAGCUGGGGGCUCGCUCGGGGUGGAAAUGGUCAGCCAUGGGUUUUUGCAAGGACGCAAACCCCAGCUGAGCCUUGGAGGCUUUCCUGCGAGGGAAGUUGGAAAGGCUCGGUGAUGGAAACUCGUCUUCGGAGGAGAUGGAUGUGAAAUUGGACAAGCGGGGUCGUGGGGAUACAUGUGAUGUGUGUGUGUUUAGUGCCAUCGUGUGAUCUUGUGUGUUUUUUGAGGUCUUGACAGGUUUGAUAUAACUCGGGAAUUAAUUUUUAGGUGUAAAUAUAGGCUGAACUGCA